Molecule: messenger RNA, 568 nt
Organism: Nicotiana attenuata
Lineage: Eukaryota; Viridiplantae; Streptophyta; Magnoliopsida; Solanales; Solanaceae
Exons: 1
Coding region: 119-361 (80 amino acids)
Source: RefSeq, a predicted model, not a curated record
ACUAGAUAAUGUUGCAGUAGACGAGUAUUGGAACAAGUUCACAAGAUUAAAACAAUUAAGUGCCAUAUACUUUGGGAAUACGAAUUGAAACUUUGGAAGUUAAAAUUUUUGAAAGAAGAUGUCGGGGGCCCAAGGAGCACAGCCGAAGGAAUCUCGAACACAAACAACGUACGAAUCAAUAACAAGAGAUGACAACAAGCCUCGAAUGGACAUUCAUUCUCGUGAAGAUGAAAAAGGGAUCCAAAUUGAUAAAGUUCAAGACAAGGUGGAUGAUGCUGCCGGCAAAGGUGGUCCGGUUUUCGGCGCCGGCAAAGAUGAGGACAAGAAACAGGAUUUGGGUGUUACCGGCACCGGGGAGUAAAACUAUUUUGUACUGUUUUUUUUACACUGUCAGCUUAUAUAUAGGUUAAGCUUUAUCUUUUAUCUAGUGUAAAUAUUAGGAGAGCACUGCAUAUAUGGUUGCUAGCCUUUUUUCAUACUAAGAAUGUAACUGGUGUUUGUAACUUGUUCUGUCCCUUAGUAGUUGUGGUUCUUUACAAUCUAUAUAUUGUAUGUGUCUAUACUGUCA